Molecule: messenger RNA, 5332 nt
Organism: Anas platyrhynchos (mallard)
Lineage: Eukaryota; Metazoa; Chordata; Aves; Anseriformes; Anatidae
Source: RefSeq, a predicted model, not a curated record
GCACGUGGUCGGGGCGCGGUGACGGAGGCUGUCCCGUGAGCAGCAGAGGCGAGGCACGAGGAUGCUGAGUCCUGCUCCCAGCGGGGACCUACAGAGAGCACGGAGCACGUGGAUCCUCUUCAUAACCCAUCCUCCUGGGAGCAGCUCCCGUGAUGUGCUGUAGCUCUGUUUGUUUGCAGUUACUGGGGUUAAUGUUGCCCCAAAAAUAAUCAGGCUGGAUCACGGUGUUCCUGCUGCGCGGGGCUCUUACCCCGGGUGACUGCUUGUGCUGCCUCUCUCUGCUCUGGCGGAGGUGUAAAUCUCCUGCCUGAGCUGCUACAAAUCCACUGCCCAAGUACAACUUCCCCAGACAUGUUUCCCUCGCUGUGGAGUGGUUGGCAGAGGUGUGCUUCCUAUUCUCAGGAUGCGUCAGGAUGAAACGCCACAGGCAUCUGAGCACCAGUGACAGUUCAGACAAUGAGAGUCCUUCCACUUCCUUCUCGUCUUGUUCUAAAUACAGGAGCAAGUCAAAAACACCAGCAAAUGAACAAAAGAAACCUGCUGAGGUGUUCCGCAAGGAUCUCAUUAGUGCCAUGAAACUACCGGAUUCUCACCAUGUUAACCCCGAUGAAUAUUACGUCUUUGCGGACACGUGGAAACAGGAAUGGGAGAAAGGAGUCCAAGUUCCAGCCAGUCCAGAAACAAUUCCACAGCCUUCUCUCAGGGUUGUAGCAGAAAAAGUAAAAGAAGUACUGUAUACACGACCCAGGAAGUACAUCCACUGCUCCAGCCAGGAGCCCACAGAGCCAGGUUACAUCAACAUUUUGGAAUUGGCAGAAUCGGUGUGUCGCUAUGACUUGGAUGAUAUGGACAUCUUUUGGCUCCAGGAGCUAAACGAAGAGCUUACUGAAAUGGGGUGCGGGCCCCUGGAUGAAAACACGAUGGAAAAGACGAUUGAAGUGCUGGAGCGGCACUGCCACGAGAACAUGAAUCAUGCGAUUGAGACUGAAGAAGGGCUGGGCAUAGAGUACGAUGAAGAUGUCAUCUGUGAUGUGUGCCGGUCCCCUGACAGCGAAGAUGGGAAUGAUAUGGUGUUUUGUGACAAGUGUAACAUCUGCGUCCAUCAGGCGUGCUACGGAAUCCUAAAAGUCCCUGAAGGGAGCUGGCUGUGCCGCACCUGCGUGCUGGGGAUACACCCCCAGUGCCUCCUGUGUCCCAAACGAGGAGGUGCCAUGAAAGCCACCAGGACAGGGACCAAGUGGGCGCACGUGAGCUGUGCCCUCUGGAUUCCAGAGGUCAGUAUUGCUUGCCCAGAAAGGAUGGAGCCGAUCACAAAGGUGUCUCACAUUCCACCAAGUCGAUGGGCUUUAGUGUGUAGUUUAUGCAAACUGAAAACUGGUGCUUGCAUUCAGUGCUCCGUGAAAAGCUGCAUCACUGCCUUUCAUGUCACCUGUGCCUUCGAGCAUAGCUUAGAGAUGAAGACUAUCCUGGAUGACGGGGAUGAGGUCAAGUUCAAGUCGUAUUGUCUGAAGCACAGCAAGAACAAACAGAACUCGCUGCCUGAUGUUGAUGAGCAUCCCAAAAGUAUGUCGGACCAGAAGCAAACGGAGAGCGAGAAAACCAGUUUACGAGCCCAGAAGCUCCGAGAGCUGGAAGAAGAGUUUUACUCACUCGUUAAAGUGGAGGACGUUGCAGCAGAACUGGGUCUUCCUAAACUUGCUGUAGACUUCAUCUACAAUUACUGGAAAUUAAAGCGAAAAAGUAACUUUAACAAACCAUUGUUUCCUCCCAAGGAGGAUGAAGAAAAUGGCUUAGUGCAGCCAAAAGAAGAUAGCAUUCAUACUCGCAUGAGGAUGUUCAUGCAUUUGAGGCAGGACCUAGAGAGGGUAAGAAAUCUCUGCUACAUGGUAAGCAGGAGAGAGAAACUGAAGUUGUCGCACAGUAAAGUACACGAGCAGGUCUUCAAUUUGCAAGUCCAGCUCAUUAAUCAGGAAAUUGCUGCAGGCCAUACCCUGACAAGUGCACUAGAGAACACGCUGUUCUACCCACCUCCCAGGAUCACCCUGAAGUUAAAAAUGCCCAAAUCAGCACUAGGAGAUUGCAAAAACAACUCCCUGAAGCCUGGCAACAGGCCGCUGUCUCCUGACAACAACAGCACUGCGUACGGCAAGAGGAGCGUGCCGGCGCCGAAAGAACCUUAUGAAAUCAAAGCGAAAUCGUACCCCAGGUAUCAGCACGAGGGCAGAAGCAACGGCUUGCUUGUCCCGGGGGGGAUCGGCAAGCCCCGCGGCGAGGCGAAGGAUUCGGGCCCCGUGCAGGUGCCGGAGUUUCACCGGGGCCAGCCAUCCGGGAAGCCCCUUGCGCUGCAGGCGGCCCUACACGGGCAGGCAGCCAUGGGGAACGGGCGGGCGCAGCAGGACGGCUCGCGGCUGGCGGCCAAGUCCAACGGGCUGCUGCUGGGCAGGGCCGGUGACGUGAGCCAGAGGGACAGCUCCAGCCAGACGCCCUACGAGCAGGACUCCGUGCUCGCGGCUCACCUGGCCGGCCAGAGCGGCUUCAGGAAAUCCACCAUGGAACAUUUUAGCCGCUCCUUCAAAGAGGCCACCAACAGCCUGGUGAGGACCACGGAAGAUCUGCGGUGCUGUGAGAAGCCGACGAGAAGGCUCGCCGCGAAAGACCGCUUGUGGAGCAAGCAGGCGCUCGAAGGUGCUCCCUACCAGGACAACGACGGGUACUGCCCCGACCUGGAGCUGAGUGACUCUGAAGCGGAAAGUGAUGAAAAUAAAGAGCAAGUGAGGUUACGACGGAGUAGCUCGGAGAGAGAGAGCCCAAGCAAGGACUUCGGAAGAGAUUGUCACAAUAGAAACAAAAAGAACAUGAUUUCUCACGGUUCGGUACAAAGGUGAUUAGAAGCCCCCACGGGGUAACUCAGCCUUCGUGUAUCCCGGUGUACCAGUGCAGAGCUCAGCAUCACCAGGUUCCAGAAACCAGUACAGGACCUGCGACGGGAAGAACUGCAGGAGGGGACGGGGGAGGGCAGAGAAAUGGGAGUCGUUUUGUUCAACUGUGAAUCGGCUUGCAGCCUUCGCAAGGCUACCCGAGUUAUGGCGGAGUCGUGGAGAAACGGAUGGGGUUGGUCUCAGAGGUCAACAUCUGGGGAAGCACGGGGCGGCUGGGCCUUGCGUGAGCUCAGGAAACUGCUUCCUCCUUGCCAGCUCACCUGCAAGGCAGGGUGCUCACGCUGUGCCAGCCGUGCUGGGCAGGUAGAGAAGGAAGGAGUCCUUGCGUUGCAAGGGGCUGCAGGGGAGACGCUGAAACUGCGUCCUUGCAGCGCCUGCUGCUGAUCCAGCACGGCACUUGGGGGCCUGCGGGAGAGCUGAGCGCCUGGAAAAACCCUCCUGCUUUCCCUCGGGUGGCCCGGCCCCUGCCCAGGUGCUCUGCUGGAUCAGGCCCAAAGCGGCUGCUGAGCGCCGUCCCCGUCUGCAGGGGGGCUCAGUGGUGGUCGCGGGCUCCUUGCAGAGGGUGGAAGCCGCUGCCAAACUCACUGACCUCUAGACGUGCCCCCGCUCCCUGCUCUUGCUGAAGGUCGUGUUUCUCCUCGCAAUUAUUUGCUUAUUUUGUAAAUAUACAACUUCUAGUACUUGUUUUUUUUUUUUUUUAAUCUCUGUACAUAGCUGCUUGUUGUGGGAUGCACUUGUAAAUAUUUUACCCAGCUAACAAGUACAGAUGGCUAAUUUUGUGGAUAGUGUUUACAAGAGUAGAUGUACUACUUCAAAGAAAAAUGCUAUUUGACACUUCAAUGUAGGCAAUCACCGGUGAUGCCAGGUUCCUCCUCAAACUGAAAUUUCACAUCCGGAGGUGUUUGUACCUGGUGUUUUUAAAAGAAGAUGAAUUAGAAAUAAUUUUGCCUGAACUUUUUAUUUAGGCACGAAUUUUCAAUCCUAGCUGCCUCAAUGUGGGCUUGGGAGCCCCACUUCUGGCACCUAGGCCUGUGAAAUUUUAGCCAGUCAUCACCUGGAGUAUGUUUUUUAUUGCUGAAAACUUAUGGUUACGUUAAGCUGCUUUUCAACCUCUGGAUCAGUUGCUGUUUCCCAAACUAAAACUUUUUUUUUUUUUUUUUAACGUGCUUUAAAAUCAGUCGUUUACUUGUGUUUUUAAACCUCAACCUCUGUUAAGGAAGCCAGAAGGGAGGGGAAGCCCUUUUCGGCUUGUUUAUUUUGUCUGGGAUUUCUGUUUGAAUGCGGACAAGUUUCUUGUGUUGUGGUGAUCAAGCAAGUAGCAGCCCUGUUCUUUGAAACGCUGUGUGUUUCAUAAACCCACAGCAUCCCCUGUCCCCACGUCACGCUGCGUGCCUCUGUUGGGAUCGGGGCUCAUUUUCUCUACAAAUGAAAGGUUCACCUGUGGCGAUGGCUAUGCAGACGCCAACCAGCAUGUUUCUUCUCCAUUACCUUCAUUUACUGCUUUUAGUUUGGGAAAUGACAACGCUUUUAGGUUUGGUUUAAGCUUUGAAAUCUCCCUCGUUGCAAUAGGACUAGCAAGUCAGGGGCUGGAGGACUUCGACGAAAUAAAAAACCACGGAACAGCAUACUUGGCAAUCCUGCUCUAUUUGCUUCAUGCAGUUUCUUUUUUUUUUUUUUUUCUCCCCACUUCUUGAUUUUAUGUAUAUUUGUGUAAUUUGUCUUUCUAGAGCUGUAUCUUCAAAAUUAUUUCUUUUGGUGUAAAUACGCAGUAGCAUUUUAGGUUUCCACACAUUUUAUUUUGAUGGGAAAUGCUUUGUGUUCUAAGCCAUGGGUUGUUCAGAACAAGUCAACAAAUGUUUCUUCAUUUGUAUUCCGGUUCUGACUCUCUUAGUUUUCCUUCGAUAUUUAUUAGUAAUCCUCUUGCUGGCCACAAAAUUUCAUGAAGCUUGCGUUGGGAACACUCAGGUGGGAGGCUGGCGACGCCUUCAUGCCAUUUUGUGGCCAGAAGCGUACGGCGGAGGGGAGGAAAAUGGUGCUUCAGCAAAACUCAGCAUUUCUGCUCUUCUGGGGUUAUGAAUUCAGUUGUUUCCCGCCUGGGCAAUGGUUUUGCUAAUUUUUCCAUGAUUUUAAUAGAUAUAUGAAGGAGCCCUUGGUUACGUAGUUCUCAAGUAUUGUCCCCAAAGUGCAUUUGCUAGUUUUUAUUGUGUGUUCGGUGGCUAACUGUUUGAAGUAUUACCUCUUAACCUUAUUUGUCAAUUUUUUUUUGUGUUUUUGCAUUUUGUUUUAUAUAUAUAAAUAUAUAUAUAUUCAAUUUUCCAAGAUGGACUCGGUCUUUUUCAGAUGUCCCCUUUUUACAAGUACUUUUUCAUUAAAUUAUGAAACUGCUAACAGUA